This is a messenger RNA of Ipomoea nil (Japanese morning glory), 1046 nucleotides long. RefSeq lists its product as uncharacterized. Bases 1 to 588 code for a protein of 195 amino acids. NCBI's taxonomy places the organism in Eukaryota, Viridiplantae, Streptophyta, Magnoliopsida, Solanales, Convolvulaceae. The record is from RefSeq and is a predicted model, not a curated record. The transcript is spliced from 4 exons.
AUGGGCUCUGAUACCAAUUGCAGUGGUCUCAGACAGACACAGAAAAGGGGGAGGAGAGGAGAAAUUGAGAGAGAAAGGAAAUUCUGUUAUCUACCUGUUUGCGAUGACGUCACCAGGUUACGCUUAGGUGGCAUUGUUUACAUGAUCCGUCCACCAUCUUCCGAAGCGAGACCACCAGUCUCUGCAACUCUACAGCUCUACUCCCUCCCUCGCAUUGCUUUCAUAUCUGGGUCUGUUCCAAGAAUUCACCUACCAUUUUUGAGUUCAGAGCACUGGAAGACAACAAGACCAUCAGUUUGGGGCCUCGAACAAAUCAGAGGAAAUAGGAGUCGCCAGCACUCCGAGACCAACACCACUAACUGCAAUGGAAUCUUCAGGUCGCCGGAGACUUGCCGCCAGCGAGCCAAAUUCCGGAGAUCGCCAAAUUACAUUCUGAGCAGCCGAAGUCCAUGUAGACGCAUCCCUGAUCUCAUUCAUGCCGUCCGAUUGUCCAUGCAAGGGCCCGAUCGUCGGAGAAGUCGCAAAAGACGAAUUUUGGAUCGCGAUGUGAGACUUCGCAGGUUAGCAGCUCUCCGGCGCCAAAGAUGAUCCAGAGAGACCCAAACAGCGCCCUCUCCGGCUGGCAGCUGAACAACGAUCUCGGGAGAGUGAGCGCCGUUGAUCUUUCGCAGGCGGGGCUUAUCGGCGACGUUUCUUUCUACCCUUUUGGUUCUCUGGAUAUGUGAAUUGUGCUUAAUAUUUCUGGGAUCAAUGGAUUGUCUGUGAAUGGAUUUCCCUGUCCGCCGUAGUUUGGAUCUCUAACGAGGUUGUCGGUUUUGCAGCUCGGAAAUAACAGCUUAACCGGAAAAAUUCCGAGGGAGUUAGCUAAAUGCACCAGCUUGGUAUGGCUUGACUUGACUGGGACGAUGAAGGCAGGUGGCGGUGGAGCUGAGGUUGACUGGGAUGAAGGCGCUGACAUGUCAUUAAAUUCAUUUCCAGGUCAACUAGGUGAAUUGGGCAACCUAUUGGUAACCUGUAAAAAUGUUUAAUUGAACAAUUUGAUAAGA